AGAGUCCAUAAUGGCGGAGUGGGCGAUGGCGGAGUUGACGAUGGCGAAGUUGACUGUGGCAGAGUUGACAGUGACAGAUAUGAGAACAAAGUUGAAGGUAACAGAGUUGACUGUGGCAGAAAUCCUGGUGGCGGAGUUGAGAGUGGUGGAGUUUACAUGGUGGAGUUGAAAGUGGCAGAUAUGAUAACAGAGUUGAUGGUGGUGGAGUUGAAGGUAACAGAGUUGACAAGAACAGAGGAGAACAGAGUUUACUGUGGCAGAGUUGACGAUGGCGGAGUUUACUGUGGCGGAGUUGAUGAAGGUGGAGUUUACUGUGGCGGAGUUGACGAUGGCGGAGUUGACGAUGGCGGAGUUGACGAUGGCGGAGUUGACGAUGGUGGAGUUGAUGAAGGUGGAGUUGACGAUGGUGGAGUUGACGAUGGUGGAGUUGAAGAUGGUGGAGUUGACGAUGGCGGAGUUGACGAUGGCGGAGUUGACGAUGGCGGAGUUGACGAUGGCGGAGUUGACGAAGGUGGAGUUUACUGUGGCGGAGUUGACGAAGGUGGAGUUUACUGUGGCGGAGUUGACGAAGGUGGAGUUUACUGUGGCGGAGUUGACGAAGGUGGAGUUGACGAUGGCGAAGUUGACGAAGGUGGAGUUUACUGUGGCGGAGUUGACGAAGGUGGAGUUUACUGUGGCGGAGUUGAUGAAGGCGGAGAUGAUAGAGUUGACAAUGGCAGAGUUUACUUUGGCAGGAUUGACGGUGAUGGAAAUGAUAAUGUUGAUGUUGAUGGUGGUGGAGUAGACGAGAACAGAGUUGAUUGGUGGAGUUUACUGUGGUGGAGUCAAUGAUGGUGGAGUUGACUGUAACUUGAAGUCUGAUGCUAACAGAGUUGACGUUGGCAGAGUUGACGGUGGUGGAGUUGAUGGAGUGGAAUUCAUGGCGGACUUGACGAUGGAGUUGACUGAAACGGAGUUGACGGAAACUUGAUGUUUGAUGCUCUUUGGUAACAGUUGACUGGCAGAGUUUACUGUGGCAGAGUUGAUGAUGGCCGAGUUGACGGUGCCAGAGUUGACAAUGGCAGUUGACGGUAAGGAAGUUGACAGUGAUGAGGUUCACAAAGGCAGAGUUGGCGUUGGCGGAGUUGGCGUUGGCGGAGUUGAUGUUAACCGAGUUGAUGGUAACAGAGUUGAUGUUAACAGAGUUGACAAAAACAGGUGACGAUAUAUCAGUUUAUAGUGGCUGAUUUGACGAUAGCGGAGCGGAAGUCUUUGAGUUUCUGUUUUCAAGACAAAAUGUCCAUAAAUACACACAAACAUCAUUUUUGAGUUCAGUUGAUUUGUGUUUUGAAAUGAAGACAAUAAUCUAUCCACAUUAGUAGAAUCAUCCGUCUGUUUAUUUGAUUUUAGAUACAUUUAAAAAAUGAUAAUUCAUUUCUAUCAGCUUUUCUGUUUAAUUCCCCUCCCCGUUGCUUUAAUAUGAAUAUUUGAUGAAUAUUUACAUGUAUAUUUUGGUUGAGGUGGAGCUGGUGCAACAUCAAACGCCCGAGCGGCGGCGGCCUGUUGGUGUCCAUGUUUGUGUUUUUCCUCUUUAGGAUCUGCUCAUGAAAGCAGGAGGCUGUUCUUCAAAGAGCAGAGCAGGAUGAAAAGAGCAGAUGAAAGGAGGGAUGGAGGUCUUGGUUUAGCAGAGAAUGGCGGAGCGAUGUGUAAAUUGAUUUGUGGUCUCAUCGCUGACUCUCGGGAAUCGCAGCAGGUAAUUGACCAUCAGUGAAGAGCUGAGUGUAUUUAUAGACGACUCUACUGUGCUCAGUGCUGGAUAUAUGGGUAGAUUCACAGCCGGACGAGUGUCAGCGCACUACAAUAUAACAAUAAUAUUACACUUCACUUUAUAUAGCGCCUUUAAUAGAGGCAUCUCGAAGCACUUUACAAACAUAUGAAGACUGCAGAAGUACAAGAUACAUGCAGCAGACUAGACAAAACAAUGCAGUUAUAAUUAAGUAAAGAAAUGAUGAAUGAAAAGAGAAGACAUAACGGCAUCAGAUAAUCAGUUUUGUGUGCAUGUUCUAGUUUAAGUCCUGAUUUAAAUAUUCCCUGAUAUUUCUCAGCAAUAUUCCAGCUUUACUUCUGUCUCACUGAAGAUUGUCCCGUUUUCUCUCUGUCUGUCUUUUGUCUUGUGUUGUACAUGCUCUGCUGUCGCCUGUGUGAAACGCUUCAGUCAACACCUGUAGCCUAAAGUAAAUGUUGAUCUUCUGACUGACUGUAACUCUUGUGUUCAAUAAUUCUCUGUAGCGUGUGUGACCUCCAGUCUGAACAGUUGUGCACGGGUUUAUUAAAUGCAGUCAAGAACAAUAACAGUUUAAUGUAAGUACUAGUUCUCACUAUUAACUAGUAGCUUAUUGCCCGUUUAUUACUAAGAUAUUGGCUAUUUAUUAGCACUUAUAAAGCGUAUAUUCCGCAUCGCAUAUCUCUAAUCCUACCAGUAAACCCAACUCUACUGCCCUGAUAACUAUUGAUAAGCAGCAAAUUAAGAGUUUAUUGAGAUAAAAUUCACAGUUAAUGGUCCAUUAGUGAGAAAUAUACCAUAUAAUAAAGCAUCUCCUAUUUUUCAUGAUUAUUUAUUAUAUUCAGUCCUAAAUUAUUUGCGUUUAGUGUUUAAAAUCAAGUCAUUUUUCUGCCAUGAUCUGUCAGAUACAGACUGAUUCCAGUAAUGGAGAACAGUGUUGGGGAAGGUGAUGCAUCAGGAUCUUGUGCUACUUUAAAAAAAGGAAACUGAAUCUGUUGCUCAGUUAGUUUAUAAGGAGAUUAGUGCGUUACUUUACUUUUGUGUUAUUUUUUCCAUCUGAGCUGAGCAUGCAUGCCUGCAUUAACACAAGGAAACCUUUACUUUUGACAACUGUGACCCACUUUUACAGCAAAAGAGAAAUGCGAAGAGAAUAAAGAGACUGUAAGUCAGUUUUGUGCAUCAUAUUUAAGCAGAGCUACAGUAAGACUCAUUUUGCAUGUUCAUGUAAAGGGCCAAGGGUGUCCCGAUUCUCUUCCUCUUAAAGGUGUAGGGCUUGGGGGAAGCGCUAGAUAGGCCUCAGAUCUGAGAUUUUCCAGCAUCACACUUUCCCAAAAUAUCUGCAUAUCUGCACACGCCAGUCAGGAGAUGCACAAACUAGUUUGUUUGUUUUUUUGCCAUUAUUAUAAAUUUGACAACAAACAGCACAUGUUUUAAUACAUUCAUAACGGCGUUCAUGCUUUAUUGUCAUGCUUAAAAAACAAAAUUGCUAAAUUUGUCUAUAUAGAACUCAUCUUGAUAACUGGUCUCUGGCUAAUUUAGUUCUUCAAACAAGUUCAUGAAUCAGAUUAAAAUGUCUGGAUGGACUGAUCUGAGAUCUGUGUGUGUUCACUG
Molecule: messenger RNA, 3373 nt
Organism: Danio rerio (zebrafish)
Lineage: Eukaryota; Metazoa; Chordata; Actinopteri; Cypriniformes; Danionidae
Source: RefSeq, a predicted model, not a curated record